Messenger RNA from Coccidioides posadasii C735 delta SOWgp, 1475 nucleotides. RefSeq names its product Folylpolyglutamate synthetase. Gene Ontology annotation, cellular component: cytoplasm; mitochondrion; cytosol. NCBI's taxonomy places the organism in Eukaryota, Fungi, Ascomycota, Eurotiomycetes, Onygenales, Onygenaceae. Gene Ontology annotation, biological process: tetrahydrofolylpolyglutamate biosynthetic process. The record is from RefSeq and is a predicted model, not a curated record. Gene Ontology annotation, molecular function: tetrahydrofolylpolyglutamate synthase activity; ATP binding.
AUGAGAAAAUGGGUGCAAUGUCUGGGCUACUCUAUUAGCGAUCUCGACCGACUCAAUAUUGUUCAUGUCGGUGGCACGAAAGGCAAAGGUACGGCUUGUGCCUAUGUCAACUCCAUUCUUCAAAAGUAUCGCCAAUCGUGUGGGGUGCCGCGAAAAAUAGGACUUUACACCUCUCCUCAUCUAAUAACUGUGCGUGAGAGGAUACAAAUCAACUCUGAGCCCAUAUCUGAGGAAAAGUUCGCAAAGUACUUUUUUGAAACCUGGGACGCUCUUGAAACGUCAGGCCACAAUGACGGUCUCGAUCCAGUGCCCAAACCGCCGUAUUUCCGAUUUCUAACGUUAAUGUCAUUCCAUGUUUUCUUAAGCGAGGGAGUUGACACUGCUAUAUACGAAGUCGGAGUGGGUGGUGAAUUCGAUUCGACCAAUAUUAUCGAGAAGCCUGUUGCUACUGGUAUCACCACGCUCGGCAUUGACCAUGUGGCUGUGCUAGGUGAUACGAUCGAAGAAAUAGCGUGGCACAAAGCGGGGAUAUUUAAAAGAGGAUGUCCAGCGUAUACAGUACCGCAGCUGCCUCAUGCGAUGGAGGUAUUGAAGAAAAGAGCAAUAGAAAAGGGGGUUAACCUCAACAUGGUUCGAAACUUUUCUGUGCUCGACAAUAUUAACAUCAAACCAGCAGAACAUUUCCAAAAGAAGAAUGCUUCUCUAGCAAUCAUAUUAGCAAGCAUUGUGUUGAAAAAGCUUGGGAUUGCCACAAACUGCAUACCUGACACACUUCCCGACCAAUUUAUUCAAGGUCUGGAAAAUUUGGUGUGGAGAGGAAGAUGCGAAACUCUCACAAACAGGCAACAAUCCUGGUAUCUUGAUGGUGCACAUACAAAGGAGAGUCUUGAACUAGCCUGCUCCUGGUUUGGACGGGUUUCUCAGGCAAGGGAAUUACCUUGUGUGCUUAUUUUCAAUCAACAGUCAUCAAGAGACGCUGUCUCACUUCUUAAAACUGUUCAUCGUAUUUUAUACAAUGAAUUUUCUGUGACAUUCCAGUAUGCUUUGUUUUGCACCAAUAUCACACACAAAGGCCGGUCCUACAAUAUUGAGUUUGUCAACAAAAACGUUGAUCCGGAUACACUUCAAACACUCACUCUACAGAAACAAUUAGCAACUACUUGGCAAGGUCUGGAUCCCUGCACUGAAGUAGCCAGUUUGCCCUCAAUUGAAGAUGCCAUUGAUUAUGUGAGAAGUAUCAGUGGAAGAAAUUGUGCUGAACAAGAAGCCCUGAUUUUUGUGACGGGAAGUUUCCAUCUGGUUGGUGGCGUGUUAUCCAUACUUGAAAGACAGUAAAACACUUCCACAAGUGAGAUAUAAUAGUGGGGGAGGGCCGAGGCAGAAGGAGAUCAAAGAGCCCGGUCCGUUCAACAUGCUUGUAAAAAUUCUUAGAUAAUGCAUUUAGGAUGUAACUAACUAACCAAUAUCACAUCAGU